Molecule: messenger RNA, 1125 nt
Organism: Microtus oregoni (creeping vole)
Lineage: Eukaryota; Metazoa; Chordata; Mammalia; Rodentia; Cricetidae
Gene: Dmrt1
Product: doublesex and mab-3 related transcription factor 1
Exons: 5
Coding region: 1-1125 (374 amino acids)
Biological process (GO): sex differentiation; regulation of transcription by RNA polymerase II
Cellular component (GO): nucleus
Molecular function (GO): DNA-binding transcription factor activity, RNA polymerase II-specific; RNA polymerase II cis-regulatory region sequence-specific DNA binding
Source: RefSeq, a predicted model, not a curated record
AUGCCUAACGACGACUCAUUCAGCAAGCCGUCUACACCGACGGAGGACCCGCACGCUCCGGGGGCCCCGCCGCAGGGCAAAGCCGGCGGCUACAGCAAAUCGGCCGGGGCGAUGGCGGGAGCGGCCGGAGGCUCCGGCGCAGGGGGCAGCGGAGGCGCCUCGGGCUCCGGGCCGUCGGGCCUGGGUUCUGGAAACAAGAAGUCCCCGAGGCUGCCCAAGUGCGCUCGCUGCAGGAACCACGGCUAUGCGUCGCCGCUCAAGGGCCACAAGCGCUUCUGCAUGUGGCGGGACUGCCAGUGCAAGAAGUGCAGCCUGAUUGCGGAGCGACAGCGCGUGAUGGCCGCGCAGGUGGCCCUGAGAAGACAGCAGGCCCAGGAAGAAGAACUGGGCAUCAGCCACCCCAUCCCGCUGCCCAGUGCAGCUGAGCUGCUCGUUAAGAGAGAGAAUAAUGCCAGCAACCCGUGCCUGAUGGCUGAGACCAGCAGCUCUGCCCAGCCUCCGCCAGCCAAUACUCCCACCUCUGCUGCCUCAGAGGGACGCAUGGUCAUCCAGGAUAUUCCUGCUAUCACCAGCAGAGGGCAUGCGGAGAACGCACCGGACCUGGUGUCAGACCCCGCCUACUACAGCAGCUUUUACCAGCCAUCUCUGUUUCCUUACUACAACAACCUGUACAACUACCCGCAGUACUCGAUGGCCCUGUCUGCUGAGUCCUCCUCUGGGGAGGUGGGAAAUCCCCUUGGGGGAUCUCCUGUGAAGAACAGCCUGCGGAGUCUGCCAGCACCUUACGUGCCCGCGCAGACUGGAAACCAGUGGCAGAUGAAGAGCGCGGAGAGCCGUCACCCGGUGAGCUCCCAGUACAGGAUGCACUCAUACUAUGGGCCUCCCUCCUACCUGGGCCAGAGCGUGUCCCAGAUCUUCACCUUUGAGGACGGCCCCUCCUACUCAGAAGCCAAAGCAAGUGUGUUCUCGCCGCCCAGCAGUCAAGAUUCUGGCUUGGUUUCCCUCUCCAGCAGCUCUCCAAUGAGCAACGAGAGCACGAAGGGAGUUCUGGACUGCGAGUCUGGACCUUCUGAGCCUAGCAGCUACCCAGUCAACCAGGUCCUGGAUGACGACGAGGACGAGUGA